Molecule: messenger RNA, 1920 nt
Organism: Nasonia vitripennis (jewel wasp)
Lineage: Eukaryota; Metazoa; Arthropoda; Insecta; Hymenoptera; Pteromalidae
Product: pre-mRNA-splicing factor syf2
Exons: 4
Coding region: 472-1161 (229 amino acids)
Cellular component (GO): post-mRNA release spliceosomal complex; catalytic step 2 spliceosome; Prp19 complex
Source: RefSeq, a predicted model, not a curated record
CGAUCUUGCGGGCGUGUGAAAAUUCACACAAAUCAGAAUCUAAAAAUGUAAAAAAAAUUACGAACAAGUUUGGCAAUAGCAAUUUUCCGUGUUUGUAAUUUUUUCCAAGGGACCUAUAAAGGACCAUCAAAUACAAAUAGUUCGGCAAGUGUCUUUUAAUAAUUUUUUUUUUUGUUUCGAUUUUGCGGUCCCGCGGAAGUUGUCGCGUAAUUCAAAACACAUUUUUUUCAAUUUAAUUAUUUUUUGCUAUAAAAAAUGCAAAAUCUUCAAGAACGAAAUUGCAGCGCCAACUACCGGUAAAAAGGUAAAGCUUUGUAGAGAUACGACGUCAUUGAAUCUAUAUCUAUAUAUUCUAUAUAUGUAUCAGUUCCAAUUAAUCAGUAGUAUAGGUAUAUCCGCGAGUGACUUUUGCGUGUUUUCGCAGCGUUAUGUCUUCUUAAUUAACUACAAGUACGACAAAGCUUUGUUAAAAUGAGCGAAGCUGCUUCGUCGAGUGAGAAAACAGCGGCUGAAAAGCACGCGGAGAGAAUAAAUCGUCUAAAAGGCCUGCAGCAGAAGAGAUUCGAGGCACGGCAACAAAAUCACAAAGAAGUCGUUGAAGAGGACAAACGCAAUAAGUUGCCUGCCAAUUGGGAGUCACGCAAACGUCUGGCGGACUGGAUGUUGGAAGACGAAAAAAAGAAGAAAGAAGCUGAAGAAAAGGGUCUAGAUUAUAAUAGGGUAAAAUUGUUAAACAUAGAUGCAUUAGAGGCAGAACGAUUGUCGAGGAAAAAGAGAAAGCCUGCACCAAACAACGGUUUUGCAGAUUUUGAACAAGCUACAAUAAGACAGUAUAAAAAUCUUGUGAAAAAUGUAAAACCAAACAUGGAGGCUUAUGAAGAAGCCAAGGAAAAACUUGGGCCUGCAUUUUACGGAGACAGAAAUACUAUCUUGCAUGGUUUGCAUAAGGAUAAAAAAGAAGCUAUUGACAAAAUGGUCACAGACUUGGAGAAACAGGUUGCAAAACGCGAAAAGUACAGCAGAAGGAGGAUGCACAAUGACGAUGCUGACAUUGAUUACAUUAACGAAAGAAAUGCUAAAUUCAACCAGAAACUUGAAAGGUUUUAUGGUGAGCACACACGAGAAACAAAGCUCAAUCUGGAGCGUGGUACUGCCAUUUAAAAACGUUGGAGGGCUAUGUAUAAUGCGCGUACUAUUCAUCUUAAAAUAAGGACAUUAAAUAUUUUACAAGUGAUAUUGAAAACAAAACGUUUAAGUAUUAAACGAUUAAUUAAAAAUUAGUAUAUGACAAAAAGAAAAUAAAUUAAAUUUACAAAAUAAUAAUUUAAUUAUUUUAUUUCGUGGAUUAAAAUAUAAAAACUGUCUUUUAAAAACUAAAUACAAAGUCACAUAUCUUUUUUUAUAGUUUUUCAUUUCUAAUCUCAUCACCUAUAUUUUAAUUGAAAAUAAAAAAUUUAAUUACAGUAUACACAUAUAUUCAGGUCAGUCAUUUCAAAGUAUUUAAAAAUCGUUUGAAUUAAAAAAGAAAUCAUGUUAUAUAUACAUAAAUUAGCUUAAUAAAUUCAGUUCAUGUUACACCACCCAAUUAUGGACUGUUCCUGUAAAUAAAACGAAUGAAAGCAUAUUUUAAACGAAAUUUCGUUAUUCUAUUGUCACGUAUGUACUAUUCAAUAAAUAUGUGACUAUUCAAUAAAUCGUCAUUCUGUAUACUCACGUCGUGGUGAAAAAUUAUGGUGACGUGUAACUCGUAUAUGGAUGUCUUGAGUUUCGCCUAUAGAGAGAAACGUAAACGAUAUUGUUUUCAAUAGUAUUAAGUUUGUUUGCAAACUCUCGUGUCAGGCAAACCAUCAAUUCAAUGUAUUAGGAACAGUCAAAACAAUACGAACGUCUUAAAUAUAAAAUUAAUUUUAUUUCUCAUAA